Messenger RNA from Colletotrichum paranaense, 1077 nucleotides. RefSeq lists its product as uncharacterized. The record is from RefSeq and is a predicted model, not a curated record. The transcript has 4 exons. Lineage: Eukaryota; Fungi; Ascomycota; Sordariomycetes; Glomerellales; Glomerellaceae. Gene Ontology annotation, molecular function: succinate transmembrane transporter activity; malate transmembrane transporter activity; sulfate transmembrane transporter activity. Gene Ontology annotation, biological process: thiosulfate transport; phosphate ion transmembrane transport; oxaloacetate transport. Bases 1 to 1077 code for a protein of 358 amino acids.
AUGCAGUCCGCCGCCGCCGCCAACAUGGUCGCCAGUAAAUCGGCCGACGAGCCGUCCGGGCCGCCGUCGUCGUCGCAGCCCUCGCCGUUGAAGUUGGGCCAGGUCGAGGGGGCUCAGGAGAAGCAGCAGUCGAAAGCGCAACCGACGGCUACGGCGACGACGCCGGCGCCUCAAAAGCAGAAGAAGACGGCGGAACCAUCGCUGAGUUCUACCAACCUUGAUCUCGAGAUAAUGGCGCGCGAGAGAGCCUGCGAUAUUACAAACGUCGGAGUCCGCCUCCAGGUCCGCCGCCCCGACGCGCCAAAAAACAUGGUCGGCACCUUCACCCACAUCAUCCGCAACCACGGCGUGACAGGCCUCUACAACGGCCUCUCGGCCUCCCUCCUCCGCCAGAUGACCUACUCCACCGUCCGCUUCGGCGCCUACGAGGAGAUGAAGAUCCGCGCCACCCGCGCAAACGACGGCAAACCCCCCUCCUUCCCCGUCCUCGUCGCCAUGGCCUCGGCCGCGGGCUUCGUCGGCGGCAUCUCGGGAAACGCCGCCGACGUCCUCAACGUCCGCAUGCAGCAGGACGCCGCCCUCCCCGCCGCCGAGCGCCGUAACUACAGCCACGCCCUCGAGGGCAUGCUCCGCAUGGCGCGAGAGGAAGGCAUCAUGAGCUGGUUCAGGGGCGUCCUCCCCAACAGCAUGCGCGCUGCGGCCAUGACGGCCUCGCAGCUCGCGUCGUACGAUACCUUCAAGGGUAUCCUCAUCCGCCACACGCCCAUGGGGGAUAACCUGACGACGCACUUUACGGCCUCGUUCCUCGCUGGUGUGAUGGCCGCCACGGUGACGAGCCCCAUUGAUGUCAUCAAGACGCGGGUCAUGUCGGCGAGCACCCAGGAGGGGCUGGCGCAUACCCUGGCCAAGAUUUACAAAGCUGAGGGCCUUGGGUGGAUGUUCAAGGGCUGGGUGCCCAGUUUCCUCCGCCUCGGACCACAAACAAUCUGUACAUUUGUCUUCCUAGAGAUGCACCGCAAGGUCUAUAGAAAGGUUGCUGAUAUCGGCAACGGUGAAGAUGCGUCCAUCAAGGGGUAA